Molecule: messenger RNA, 3084 nt
Organism: Ananas comosus (pineapple)
Lineage: Eukaryota; Viridiplantae; Streptophyta; Magnoliopsida; Poales; Bromeliaceae
Exons: 2
Coding region: 1-3084 (1027 amino acids)
Molecular function (GO): catalytic activity
Source: RefSeq, a predicted model, not a curated record
AUGUUCAAUAUUUUGUCUUGGAAUGUUCGAGGUCUGAACGACCUCGUGAAGCGUCGAUGUAUUAGGUCGGUUGUUUCUGCUUAUUCCCGCUCGGUUGUCUGUUUCCAAGAGUCCAAAAUCGAUACCGUGUCACGGUCCUUUCUUCGCUCAUGUUGUGGCUCUUCUAUCGACAGAUGUCAUUUUGUUCCAGCUAUCGGUGCGUCUGGUGGCAUUAUCACGUGCUGGAAUUCUAAAGUCCUCUCAUGCUCCGAAGCUCUAAUCAGACAACACUCACUUACUCUCCUCCUUACUCACCUAGGAAGUGGGAAAAGCUUCUACCUAACCAAUGUUUACGGACCACCUUCCUGGACUGGGAAGGAUGCAUUUUGCUCUGAGCUCACCGACCUGAAUCACAUUUGUUCCUCCAAUUGGAUUAUCUGUGGCAACUUCAACUUCACCAAAAACCAAUCAGAGAGAAAAGGCAAUCGUUGGAGCUAUAAGGCCAUGACCAUGUUCGCUGAUCUCAUCAACCAUCUUGUGAUGAUUGAUUUACCGCUUUCCAACCAAAGCUUCACCUGGUCGAACAUGCAACAUCAGCCCUCCAUGGCUAAGCUUGACAGAUUUCUCGUCUCUAUUCAAUGGGAUAGAUCCUAUCCCCACUGCAAGGUCAAGGCCCUCCCCAAGAUAACCUCUGACCACUGCCCAAUCCUUCUAUCUACCGCCAUCCUUAGCGCACCGCGAAGGUUCCGGUUCGAGAAAGUCUGGCUCACUAGAGACGAUUUUCACUCCAACAUGACCCUCUGGUGGAAUAAAGUCCCGCCUAAGAACUCGGCCAUCCUCACUUUCACCGCAAAGCUCAGACACUGCAGAACCAGGAUCAAAGAAUGGUGCAAGACAAACUUUCACAACAUCUCAAACACUAAGAGAGCAAUUCAGGACGAACUUCAGCAGAUCGACCUGCUCGAGGAGCAACUCAACUUGCCACAGCUACUUAACCCUGACUCCCUGACGACGAACUUCACGAUCGACGAAAUCAAGACCGCCACCUUUCAACUAGCCGCUGACAAGGCCCCAGGUCCAGAUGGGUUUUCCCUAACCUUCUUCCAAACUUUCUGGGAAACAAUCAAAGAGGAUAUCUACAAUGUUUUCAUCGACCUACAAAAUGAUAGACUUUUCUCUAGCCCUAUUGAUUUCUCCUUCGUGUGUCUCUUCCCCAAAAAAAAAGGAACGCGCAGAGCAACCGACUUCCAACCGAUUAGCCUCAUCAAUGGACUGCAGAAAAUUAUCUCCAAAAUUCUAGCCAAUAGACUAGCACUUACCCUGCCGUUCAUUAUAACCUCUACGCAAUCAGCCUUCCUAAAGGAUCGGUUGCUCACCGACUCUUUCACCAUUGCCAGCGAACUAGUCAACUGGUGCUCGACCUCGAGUAACGAUUGCGCACGUCUCAAAGCAGACUUCCAAAAGGCCUUUGACAAUGUCAGUUGGUCUUUCCUCGAACGUGUCUUGCGAUGGCUAGGAUUCAACGAAAAGUGGUGGACCUGGAUUAAACAAUGUGUCUGUAACGCCAAAAUUGCCAUUCUGGUAAACGAUACCCCUACCCCUUGGUUCAAAGCACAGAAAGGGCUCAGACAGGGCGAACCUCUCCCCGCGUACCUAUUUCUGUUGGUCGUUGACUGCCUGGCCAGGCUCACCGAAGCUGCUAGGGACAACAACCUGCUCCAAGGCAUAGGCCCGUCGGCCGACACUAAGACGGUGCUAAUUCAAUAUGCAGAUGACACUCUCUUCUUAUGCGAGCCAAGCAAAAAAAUACUUGAAAAACCUACUGUUUAUCCUGAAAAUCUUCGAAUGGGCAUCUGGCCUCAAAAUCAACAACUCCAAAUCGGAGUUGUACUACUUGGGUCAGCAUCCUCUAAAAGCAAACAGACUCGCCAACAUCAUUGGAUGCAAAGUAGGCUUCUUCCGUUCUGCUAUCUAAGCUUACCUCUCCAUACCAAACGACUUCGCAAAAAUGACCGGGACCUGAUUAUCAACCGCGUAUACACCAGAAUCGAUGGAUGGAAAGCUAAAUUGCUGUCCUAUGGCGGAAGACUAACCAUUGUCAACUCGGUCCUUACCAACCUAACUUUAUUCUACCUAUCCGUCUUUAAAGCUCCCAAAUGGGUUCUACUAAGGAUUGAAGCCCUACAUAGAGCAUUCUUCUGGAAAGGGUGUUCUAAAAUAUCUAGAGGAGCAUGUCUCGUCAACUGGAAAUCCAUCUGCAAAAGCAAAAGGGACGGGGGACUUGGAAUUUUAGAUCUGGAAUCCAUGAAUGCAGCACUGCUCAGCAAAUGGUGGUGGCGUUUCUUCACUGAACCACAACUGUCGUGGUGCAAUCUAGUUAAAACCCUCUACUACACGAGACGUAGCCCGUUACAUGAAGGUACAGGUUUUGUACCGCACUCACAGUGGUGGAAAGGAGUACUACGAUAUCGGGAUGUCUUCAGAUGCAGUAUAACUCACGACCUGGGUGACGGGAGGAACAUCAGACUCUGGACUGAUAUUUGGAUUGGAGAAGCGCCCCUUAGCACCGUGUUCCCAAACCUGUUCGCCCAGACCAGGAACAAGAAUGUCAAAGUCUCACAAUCCUGGAGCGCUCGUGGAUGGAGAUGGCGCUUCCUUUGUAGGGGCUUCUCGGACUCAACCUCCAGUGUUAGUGGCAGACAAUUAGCCCAAUUCAAAGACCACCUCAUACACAACAGCCCACAAAACUCACCUGACAAACUAAAAUGGAGGUGGACCGCGAAUCAACAAUUUACCGUAAAAUCGGUCUACAACUUCAUCACAGACUUAGGCCACAGAGACCCCGCUAAUAUCUAUAUCUGGCGGCUGAAAAUCCCACCCAAAAUCAAAAUCUUCACCUGGCUGUUGCUACGCAAAAGAUUACCCACUGCUGACAGGCUGCUGAUUUGCGGAUUGAUAGUGGACGAACAUUGUGUAUUCUGCGCCUCUUCCACGGAAAACUGCGACCACCUUUUCUCCAAUUGUGUCUUCAUCCGUUUCCUUUUACUUUCCUCAGCUGCCGGGGUCAUCCAGUCUUACACCAGCGGGGACGUCCGUGAUCUCUGA